AGAUUGCUGUGUAGGUCUCCUGCUGCUCACUCUGACUUCCUGAAACACUUUCUGCAAUUCGAAGCUGCAAAAGGAGAUCUGACUCCAAGUUAGUAUGAAGCUCCACCACCAGAUCCUGGACACUGUGCUUCUCCUGCUGAUGGCUGGCUGCGGUGUCGUGCUCCAGACCUCUGCCAUUGACCUGCGGACCUUCAUUGGCUGCGCUGUGCGUGAGUUCACUUUCCUGGCCAAGAAACCUGGGUGCAGGGGACUGCGGGUGACAACGGAUGCGUGCUGGGGACGCUGCGAGACCUGGGAGAAACCGGUGCUGGAACCACCUUACAUUGAGUCUUACCACCGUGUUUGCACCUACAAUGAGACAAAGAUGAUGACACUGAAGCUGCCCAAGUGUGCCCCUGGUGUGGAUCCCUUCUACACCUACCCUGUGGCCAUCCGCUGCGACUGCGACAUCUGCUCCACUGCCACCACCGAAUGUGAAACUGCCUGAGCUCUCCUUUCCCAUGUCAAGUGAGGAGAGGCCAGCUUCUUCCCUGGCUUCAUCUCCCUGGUACCUCCAGCAUUAGAGAGGGUGUAAUUAUGUCAGUCAAGGAUUUGAUCUUACCCUGUAAUGCUCUUAACGGUUGACUUUUCUGGGCAGAUGAGGCUUAACCCCACUCCUCAUGCGGUUCAAAGCGUUACUGCGGUAGAAAUGUAGUGCACAGCCUUAUAAUAGAAAAUCUUGU
Melopsittacus undulatus (budgerigar) is the source of this 722-nucleotide messenger RNA. RefSeq names its product glycoprotein hormone subunit beta 5 (gene GPHB5). The transcript has 3 exons. Gene Ontology annotation, cellular component: extracellular region; cytoplasm. The coding region runs from base 95 to 487 and encodes 130 amino acids. Gene Ontology annotation, biological process: G protein-coupled receptor signaling pathway; regulation of thyroid hormone receptor signaling pathway. Gene Ontology annotation, molecular function: hormone activity. NCBI's taxonomy places the organism in Eukaryota, Metazoa, Chordata, Aves, Psittaciformes, Psittaculidae. The record is from RefSeq and is a predicted model, not a curated record.